AUGGUUUGGUUGCAUGCGGAUCAUCUCAAACAACAGCUGCUUAGAGUUCAGCUAACAACAAAUCCUUCUGAGACACCUUCUUCACUUUUGCAACAUCUUAGUACUGUUCUGAUUUCUUUGGGAAACCGCCGACCGCAGACUAGAGCAGGUCUGCUUAUGCUGCUUUCAACAUGGCUGCACAAUUGUCCACUCGCAGUUGCACAGUUUAUCGCAGUCGAAGAGAAUGUCCAGUAUUUAACGACACAUAUUGAUGGAUAUGGCACAGAAGGUUCUGAGGAUGAGAAUCAAGUUGUAAGGGGGUUAAUAGCCUUUCUGCUUACAAUAUGCUUAGUCUUCGAUGAAAGUGGCGAGGAUAAAAGCAGAAAGAAUGCUUUGAGUAUGGUAGUGGAGCGCCGCGUCGGAAAGGAGAAGUUAGUUGAGUUACUGGAAGGUCUCUCUCAUAGUGAGCAUUACGUAAAAGCUGCACAACGACCGCAACCGUUGGCGAAAUCAGCUCAAGACUUAUUGUUGGAUUAUCAUUUUACGAAGUUCUUCAAAAGUGUCGAGGGUCAAAUGGUCAAACAGAUAUGUCCAUCUGCCGAAAUAAGUUCUUCCAAUAUCAAUAAUGACAGUGUUUUUAAUUCAUACAAAGAACUGAUAAAGCGUCAGGAUGAAACAAUCGCAUCAUUAAGUCAACAGAUAAAGAAGCUCAAAGAAGAUGCUGAAAAUCAGCAGAAUUAUGAUAAGGAAAACGAAUUAGCUUCACUUUGGAAGCAGCUUGCUGAACAGUGCCAUGUGAAUGGAACCAGUAUUUCUGGACAACAAGAAAUUGAGCAUUAUAAGUGUAUGGCCAUGCAAUGGCAAUCAGAGGCGAAAAGGUACCAGAAGUGGGCAGAACAAUGGCAGCAGUACCAGAUUACUCAGUCAUCGAACCCUCAAGAUCCAGUGGUGGAACAGCUUAUCUUUCAAAACAAGGAAUUGGAAGAGCAGCUGGAGCACGGCUGGCAAAUGUACAAUUCUCAAGGACUAUCAUUAGCAGCCGCUUUGUCAGAGAUCGAACAAGCAAAAGCAAAAAUUCGUAUUCUCGAAGAACAAAUCGCUCAGACAGCUUUGGAUCGUACUUACAAACAAGUGGUACCUGCAGAGAUAGUAAAUAGUGACGAAUUGACAGUAUUGAAAAAGGAACAAGAAGAUUUGCUGGUAUUACUUGCUGACCAGGAUACUAAGAUACUUGAAUAUAGACGGAAAUUAACGGAAUUGGGGCAGGCGGUUACAGAUGACGAGGAUACUGAUGCAUAA
This is a messenger RNA of Loa loa (African eye worm), 1278 nucleotides long. RefSeq lists its product as hypothetical. The record is from RefSeq and is a predicted model, not a curated record. Gene Ontology annotation, cellular component: Golgi stack; ER to Golgi transport vesicle membrane; cytoplasm. The transcript has 10 exons. Gene Ontology annotation, biological process: vesicle fusion with Golgi apparatus; transcytosis; endoplasmic reticulum to Golgi vesicle-mediated transport. Bases 1 to 1278 code for a protein of 425 amino acids. Lineage: Eukaryota; Metazoa; Nematoda; Chromadorea; Rhabditida; Onchocercidae.